Messenger RNA from Elephantulus edwardii (Cape elephant shrew), 1584 nucleotides. It is a transcript of the gene CGAS, whose product is annotated as Mab-21 domain containing 1. NCBI's taxonomy places the organism in Eukaryota, Metazoa, Chordata, Mammalia, Macroscelidea, Macroscelididae. Gene Ontology annotation, molecular function: double-stranded DNA binding; chromatin binding; 2',3'-cyclic GMP-AMP synthase activity. The record is from RefSeq and is a predicted model, not a curated record. Gene Ontology annotation, biological process: cellular response to exogenous dsRNA; positive regulation of type I interferon production; activation of innate immune response. The transcript has 5 exons. Bases 1 to 1584 code for a protein of 527 amino acids. Gene Ontology annotation, cellular component: cytosol; site of double-strand break; nucleus.
AUGGAUCCUCGGCGGGGAAAGGAGAGGAGAACAUCUAAGAAAGCAGGAGCUGGGACCCCCAAAGGCUCCGCGCAGAGCGCGAGGGGCGGCUCGGAGAAGCCCGAGGCAUUUUCUCCCGCUUCCGGGGCUGCUAUUUCCUCCAGUGGCCGAUGCAGCCCGGCUGGGAAGUCAGUGCCCAAGAAGAGCGCCCGAGACCCCCAGAAGAUGCCCCCGGGGCCCGGGGCCAAGACGGCGCCUCUCCGCGCCGGGGACUCGCCGCCUUUGGGCGCCCCCAGCGCCGACGAACGCGAGAGGCAGAAGGCUCCCUCGGUCCCGCCCGAGGGCUCAGAGCCUUCUGCGUCCGCAGAGCCGCCGCUUCCCGUGGUGAGAUGCCGUCGCCCGAGGGGCACCGGUUCUCGCCGCGGAGGAGGCGCGGAUCCCGCCCUAGAACGGAGAUCGGCGCCAAGGCCCGAGGAGGUGGGGAGUCCCGGGAGAGAGUCGGCGUCGGGGUGGAAGCCCCGCCAAGUGCUGAAGAAUUUGAAGCUGAGCCUGGGUGAUAUCUCGCCGGCGGCAGAGGUGGUGAACCGGGUCGUCGACCACCUGCUGCGGCGCUUUCAGAGCAGCGAUUCCGAGUUCAAGGGCAUCUCCGUGCUGCACGCAGGAAGCUACUACGAGCGAGUGAAGGUAUCUGUUCCUAAUGAGUUUGAUGUCAUGUUUACACUGAAGGUCGAAAGAAUUCAGCUAGAUGAAUAUGGCAAUAGUGGUGCUUAUUAUUUUGUGAAGUUCAAAAGAAAUCCCAAAGGAAAUCCUCUGAGUCCGUUUUUAGAAGAGGAAAUAUUGUCUGCUUCUAAGAUGCUGAUAAAGUUUAGGCAAAUCAUUAAGGAAGAAAUUAAAAACAUUGGAGAUACAGAUAUAGUUGUGGAGAGGAAGAAGAGAGGGAGCCCUGCUGUAACACUUCUUAUUAGAAAACCUAAAGAAAUAUCUGUGGACAUAAUCCUGGCUUUGGAAUCAAAGAGCAGCUGGCCUGUGAGCACCCAGGAAGGCCUGGCCAUCAAUAACUGGCUUGGAGCGAAAGUUAGGACCAAGCUAAGACGACAACCUUAUUACCUAAUACCCAAGCAUGCAAAGGAUGGACGAAGUUUCCAAGAAGAAACGUGGCGGUUGUCCUUCUCUCACAUUGAAAAGUACAUUUUGGAAAGUCAUGGACAAUCUAAAACAUGCUGUGAAAAUGGGGGCAUGAAAUGUUGCAGGAAAGACUGUUUAAAACUAAUGAAGUACCUUCUAGAACAGCUGAAAAAAAAGUUUGAAGACCGCAAAGAACUGGACAAAUUCUGCUCUUACCAUGUGAAAACUGCCUUCUUGCACCUUUGUACCCGGGACCCAGAUGACAGCCAGUGGCUCCCCAGAGAUCUGGCCCUGUGCUUUGAUAACUUUGUGACGUACUUCCUGCAGUGCCUCAGCACACAGCAACUGAAGCAUUAUUUCAUUCCUGGAUUCAACCUAUUCUCUUCAGACCAAAUUGAAAGAGUAAAUAAGGAAUUUUUGUUUAGGCAAAUUGAAUAUGAAAGAAACAACGGAUUUCCAGUUUUUUGGAAUGAAUUUUGA